AUGACUCCGUCGUCUGUCUCACUUUUCCUUCGCUGUCGAACCGUGUUCUCUGUCGAUCGGUCUGCCUUCACCGUCGUGAUGGGUUUCGCGUCCACUUCCUCCACGAAGCUUCUCUUCCGGCAGCUCCGUCUUGUUGGGGUUGGUGUUGUGACUCAUGAGAUCUUCUUUAAUGACUACAAGGCGAAAUUUACACUCGAGCAUGCCUGGUUGGAGCCACGCCACGAUCAAAAAUGGUGUGGAGCUACUAAAGAGAAGCCUCGUUACUUCUGCAAAUCCUCCUCCUCUUCAUGCUCUGCUUCCGUCGUCACGAUGAGUCAAGGAACGGUCACAAACGAAGCAAAGGCUAGUAAUCUGAAUUCAGGUCACGGAAGCUUUGCGUCUCUGUUAAGCGAGCAGAGCUAUGGAGCAGCGUUUCUGGCGUUGGGAAGUGGAAGUGGUGGGUUGGAUUAUGAGUUCGGGUACGGGUACGGGUACGGUUUGGUGGAUAUGAGUAUUGGGUGUCUUGGAGGAGGUUACGGAGGAGAGAUUCCGGUGGUGGGUGGUGGUGACACGUGGCAGAUUGGGGAGAUAGGAGGUAAAAGUGGGGACAGUUUGAUAUGGCCUGGUCUCGAUUCAAAGCAACAAUGUUAA
This is a messenger RNA of Brassica oleracea var. oleracea, 630 nucleotides long. RefSeq names its product dof zinc finger protein DOF1.6-like. The coding region runs from base 1 to 630 and encodes 209 amino acids. The record is from RefSeq and is a predicted model, not a curated record. Lineage: Eukaryota; Viridiplantae; Streptophyta; Magnoliopsida; Brassicales; Brassicaceae. The transcript has 3 exons.